Phlebotomus argentipes is the source of this 1552-nucleotide messenger RNA. It is a transcript of the gene Kyat, whose product is annotated as kynurenine aminotransferase. Gene Ontology annotation, molecular function: L-kynurenine:2-oxoglutarate transaminase activity; pyridoxal phosphate binding. NCBI's taxonomy places the organism in Eukaryota, Metazoa, Arthropoda, Insecta, Diptera, Psychodidae. The transcript has 5 exons. The coding region runs from base 105 to 1538 and encodes 477 amino acids. The record is from RefSeq and is a predicted model, not a curated record. Gene Ontology annotation, biological process: biosynthetic process. Gene Ontology annotation, cellular component: cytoplasm; mitochondrion.
AUUCAUCUAUCUCUUAACUUUUACGAAGGCUUUCCGCCUAGUGUCUGUCCAGAAUCACAUUUAGCCAUGAACUUGGUUGGGUUCAUCGGCUGUGAUGUGUGCUUAUGAUCACCAGUCACCAGAGGGCAGUGCCCAGCCAAUCAGCUGUCGCGCCAUGUGAUCGUAUGAGCACCUUCACUCGAUUGCUGGCGAGGAGAGUGGAUUUGCUGCGCCCGUGUCAAACAGUGCCACGAAUUCACCAGUUGGAUCGCAACCUCUGCACAAGCACCAUGAGCGGCAACAAGUUCGACCUGCCAAAGCGCUACCGCGGCAGCACAGAGAGCGUCUGGGUUGAGUACAUUCAGCUGGCGCUGCAGUACAAGCCGCUGAAUCUGGGCCAGGGCUUCCCGGACUAUCCACCGCCCUCGUAUGUUACGGAGGCCCUGCAAACGGUCGCGUCGUCGAACCCCAUGCUGAUGCAGUACACGCGCGGAUUCGGGCAUCCCAGGCUCGUGACGCAGCUCAAGAAGCUCUACUCGGGGCUCGUGGGCAGGGACCUGAACGAGCAGACGGAGGUGCUGGUGACUGUGGGCGCCUACGAGGCUCUCUUCUGCAUCAUGCAAGGACACGUGGAUGACGGGGACGAGGUGAUCAUCAUCGAGCCUUUCUUCGACUGCUACGAGCCCAUGGUGAAGGCCGCGGGAGGCAUUCCCCGAUUCAUUCCACUGAAACCGAAGACGACUGGCGGAGAAAUCAGCGCUGGCGAUUGGGUGCUGGAUGAGAAGGAGCUGGAAUCCCUGUUCAACAGCAAGACAAAGGCCAUCAUCCUCAACACACCGCAUAAUCCGCUGGGCAAGGUGUUCAGCCGCCAGGAGCUGGAGGUGAUUGCGAACCUGUGCAAGAAAUGGAACGUCCUGUGCGUGGCGGAUGAGGUGUACGAGUGGAUGGUGUUCAAGCCGUACGAGCACAUCCGGAUCUGCACGCUGCCCGGGAUGUGGGAGCGCACGCUGACGGUGGGAUCGGCCGGGAAGACCUUCUCGGUGACGGGCUGGAAGCUGGGCUGGGCCUAUGGGCCGGCGAAUUUGAUGAAGAACAUCCAGAUGGUGCACCAGAACUGCGUUUACACGUGCUCAACGCCCAUCCAAGAGGCUGUGGCGCUGGGAUUCGAGAAGGAGUUGGCCAGGAUGGAGUCCCCAGAGUCGUACUUUCACUCCAUCAAGGGCGAACUGCAGACCAAGAGGGACUACAUGGCGCAGUUCCUGAAAGAGGUCGGGAUGCACCCGACACUGCCGCAGGGAGGGUACUUCAUGAUCGCCGACUGGUCGCCUCUGGUGGACAAGGUGGACAUGGCGAGCGAGAGUGAUGCCCAGAAGGACUAUCGCUUCACCAAGUGGAUGACGAAGAAGGUGGGCUUGCAAGGCAUCCCGCCAUCGGCUUUCUACAGCGUGCCAAACAAGCCCCUCGGCGAGAACUUCGUCCGCUACUGCUACUUCAAGAAGGACGAGAACCUCGCCAAGGCGGCCGAGAUCCUGCGCACGUGGCAACAGCACAAACUGUGAAUCCCAGGAAAGCC